ACAACGCUCACAAGAACAACCCAGCGAAACAGUUUCAUCAAUUCCACGCUUUCUUCUUCUCUUCUCCCAAAGAUUCAACAAUGGCAACACUAGCACCUGGAAUCUUGAUGAAGCUCCUCAACGGACUCAACACCGGCGUCAAACCCACCAGCGAGCACCGCAGCUCGCUGUUACAGGUAACCGACAUCGUCCCCGCCGAUCUCGACGAGAAGAGCCUCUUCCCGAAACAAGGCUUCUACAUCAAAGUCUCCGACUCCUCACACUCCAUCUACGCCGCACUUCCCUCCGAUCAAGACGACAUCGUUUUCAGCAACAAGAUGCAACUGGGUCAGUUCAUCUACGUCGACCGGUUGGAACCCGGUUCCCCUGUUCCCGUUCUCAAAGGCGCUAAACCACUCCCCGGUAGACACCCUCUCGUCGGAACGCCGGAACCGUUAAUGGGUCUCCGUGACAAGAAGGAAGCGCCGCAGCCGCCACGUGGUGGCGGCGCAACACCGCAACAACAACAACAACAACCGAUCAGAAGAGGUUCUUGGGGUACUGCAGGGAAGAAUCUUGAUGAAAACAACGUUUCUUUUUCUUCUCCGAUGGUUUUCAAGCCGGUGAAUUUGGAUUUUGAUCAGUUUUCUGCUGCUGCUGCUACUCCUGUUAGAGACCGUUGUGCUGUUCCUUCUUCGCCGUUGAUUAGAGGGAGGGUUGGAACUGGAACUGGGACUCCGGUUUCUGGUGUUAGAUGCUCUGUUGGUGGAGGGCUUCUGGCGAAGAUGACGGAUUUCAAGGGGGAUAGUCCUGCUUUGCUUAGGAAAAGCUGUGCGGUGUCUUCUUCUAAUGCAAGAUUUUCCAGGAGCAGGAGUGUUUGUGAACGAGAGCCUGUAACUCCCUUCAAGUCAGCUGAGAAGAAAAGUUGUACUCCGCCGCCGCGGUUGAGAAAUGCAAGAGUGGCAUUUAUUGGGGGAGAUGCUGCUCAAAACCAGGACUCAAAUGUUCCUUCUCACCCCAAAUCUCUGUCUACAACUAAUUCAGCAUUUGAUAAUAGCAACAAUCAAAGCCUCCCCAAGAAUUUGCCAGGAAACCUAAGUUUACUAGGGAAGGAAGCUGUGCAGCAAAGAGAAGUGGCUCAAAAGAUUGCCCUUCAAGCAUUAAGAGAUGCUUCAGCUACUGAGGCAGUAGUUCGUUCCCUCAAGAUGUUCUCAAAUUUAUGCAAAUCAGCUCGAGCCGAUGCUCCUGCUGCCUGUUUUGAACGGUUUUUGGAGUUCCAUAAAGAUAUUGUACAAUCAGUUAGUGAAAUGAUGUCCACUCAAGCAGCUACUUUAGCUUCAGAAUUGGCUCAGAAAUCAGAUAAACAACCUGAAGAAGAAUCACAUAUUUUACAUGAAGUUGCGCAGAAUUCCAUGGAGCAAUCCGGGAACUCAGAAUCAAACUUGUCAAAGAGGAGGGGUGCUUUGAGCAAGUCAAUGGCUGCCAUUCCUGAAAGACAUGAGCACAAAACAAGUUGUGGGAAGCUCCUAAGAUCAUCAAGUACGAGCCAAAAGGAAAGUUUGGAGAAGAAAGGUUCAUCUUCGGUUUCAAAAAUGACACUAGAACCUGUUGUCGAAAAUGAUGAGAAUAAGAAACCAGCAUCAUGCAGCUUGAGCAGCACAAUCAAACUGGGAAAGCAGAUUGAAACAGAAGCUGGAAAUUGGUUCAUGGAAUUCAUUGAGAAGGCCUUGGAAGCAGGUUUGAAGAAAACAAAGGAAGCAUCAGGUGGGGAUGUUCGGAAAGUUCCCCAGUCUCUCAUACUAAAAGUUAUGAACUGGGUUGAGGUUGAACAGUUCCACAGUACCAAGCGGCCUAGACAUCCUAAAGCAGCACAGAUUGCUAGGAAAUUAAGAAUCAAGAUGAAAAAUCCUUGAUAUAUUGGUGUUCAAUUGUGAAAACCCAAUCAAAAUGUGUCAGUAGUGUGGAAUAGUAGUUGUGAGUUGUGACAAAUCUUUUCUCCAAAAAAAUGGUUUGAGAACUUUUAAUUGGAUUGAGUUAAUUUCUACAUAUAUGGAAGGUGCUCUUCAUGCAGAAAUAUGCCUUCUACAGGUUAUUUGUUUGUUUCAAGCUUUCCCAAUGUCAUGUUUUUCUGUUCUAAGGAAUGGGAUCUGGUGAGGUUUGAACAACCAAUAAUAGGCUCUUCUUUUCCUUUUGUUUAUUUUA
Lotus japonicus is the source of this 2181-nucleotide messenger RNA. RefSeq lists its product as uncharacterized. The record is from RefSeq and is a predicted model, not a curated record. NCBI's taxonomy places the organism in Eukaryota, Viridiplantae, Streptophyta, Magnoliopsida, Fabales, Fabaceae. The transcript is spliced from 4 exons. The coding region runs from base 81 to 1892 and encodes 603 amino acids.